AUGUCCACAUCUAUGAAGCGCUCGGCUGCUACUCGAGGCAAAGCCCUGACUAGAAAUCAAAAUGAUGCCCCCGAUAUUCCAAGAUUUCGGGAUGCCAAUGCAGUCGAAAACUACACAAAGAGCUUGCCUAGAAAAGUUGCAUCCACCAAAUUCGUGUGCAAGCCCACGCUUAUAUCACUAGGGGUUCUUGAGGGGGUCACCCAAUUAUUCUGUAACAUUUGGUGGGAAAACCUUCUCAACCUCAUGGCGCACACUUACGAGCUCCCCACAAGAGAGUUUCUUGCCGAUUGCGGGUACGACAGCGAAAAAAGAAAAGUCGCAUUCCAACUUCUAGGGCACCGAAGGUACAUCGAUUUUGCGACGAUCAACGACAUUUUGGGCUUACCUUCUUCAGACACAUCCACAGUUUUCGAUGUCCUACCUAUCGAAUUCAAUCACGAGACUUUUUGGACGGAAAUCACCGGGGGUAUCUUUUUGUGUGUCGGUCUGGAUAAAGCAACCUCUAUCAUCCACCCAUGCCUCCGCAUUGCCCAUCACAUCUUGGUGUGCAUGGUUUUUGCCCGCAAAGAAGCGGGCCAGGUCACCAAAAAUGAGCUCUUCUUCCUUUGGUGUAUGACGAGGUGUGAAAGGCCACCAAUCCCAGACUUUGCUUCAUUCUUUUUCCACAAAUGCACACACAUGAUAUCUAAGACGUCCGGUGAUAUUUGCAUUGGGGGAUUUGUCACACUUUUGGCUCGUGGUCUUGACAUCGAGCUCCCUAACGAAUGCUAG
Messenger RNA from Lactuca saligna, 771 nucleotides. Lineage: Eukaryota; Viridiplantae; Streptophyta; Magnoliopsida; Asterales; Asteraceae. The record is from the annotation of a GenBank genome assembly.